Molecule: messenger RNA, 2178 nt
Organism: Syngnathus typhle (broad-nosed pipefish)
Lineage: Eukaryota; Metazoa; Chordata; Actinopteri; Syngnathiformes; Syngnathidae
Product: ras-related protein ORAB-1-like
Exons: 6
Coding region: 459-1070 (203 amino acids)
Molecular function (GO): GTPase activity; GTP binding
Source: RefSeq, a predicted model, not a curated record
CAGCGGUUUCCAUCCGACUGACACUUUUCCGCUGUACGAACGACUUCCCGGUUAGUAGAGAGAACGAACGCUUCGUUUUUUAGCGCAUAUUUUUCUUUCUUUCUUUCUUUCUUUCUUUCUUUCUUUCUUUCUUUCUUUCUUUCUUUCUUUCUUUCUUUCUUUCUUUCUUUCUUGGUUUAGCUUUUGUCACAUCAAAGGAGCGACAGACAGGCUGCGCAGCGAUUGUUCCACUUUCUACCGUGCUGCUGAGUUGGCUCCUGUUAAGUGCUUCCUGGUUGGAGUCAGCCGCAGCCAUUUUGGAAUUUGGAGCGAGCGAGCGAGCGAACGGGCAUUGAGCAACAACUAGCCGGCCGCCGUGCUUCUGGGAGCCGUCGAAGUUAGCCACCGCUACCCUUUGCACACAUCAUAUCAAACCUUCCCCCCCACAAGACGCUAACACACUGUUCAACAGCUCCACAAUGAAUCCAGAAUAUGACUAUUUAUUCAAACUGCUCCUGAUUGGUGACUCUGGUGUUGGAAAAUCUUGUCUCCUGCUCCGAUUUGCAGACGAUACAUACACAGAAAGCUACAUUAGCACAAUUGGUGUGGACUUCAAAAUACGGACCAUAGAACUUGAUGGAAAGACCAUUAAACUUCAGAUUUGGGAUACAGCAGGCCAAGAGAGGUUUCGUACGAUCACGUCCAGUUACUAUCGAGGCGCUCACGGUAUCAUUGUAGUGUAUGAUGUCACAGAUCAAGAAUCCUUCAAUAAUGUUAAACAAUGGCUACAGGAGAUUGACCGUUAUGCCAGUGAAAAUGUCAACAAGUUGUUGGUAGGCAACAAGUGUGACCUGACGACAAAGAAGGUGGUGGAUUACACAACAGCCAAGGAGUUUGCAGACUCUUUGGGCAUCCCCUUCUUGGAAACCAGUGCCAAGAACGCCACCAAUGUGGAGCAGGCCUUCAUGACCAUGGCUGCAGAGAUUAAAAAAAGAAUGGGCCCCGGCGCCGCGGCCGGCGGUGGCGAGAAGCCCAACGUGAAGCUGACGCCCGGAACCACCGUCAAGCCUUCAUCGGGCGGCUGCUGUUGAGCGCAAAAGCACAGCCCGCCCCGCUGGCGAUUGAUUCUACGCUCGGUCAGUCGGUGUGCCUGGCUGCCAUCUGCCUCUACCGCAACCUGACCGGGUAGGGAUGACAUGACAUGACAUGACAUGACAUGAAUCACAUGUUAUGUGAGAACAAGAUGAAGUUGCCUGUAUUUCUACCAUCAUGUAGCACACUACCAAAAACAAAUGAAGCCUUCGUCUUGUCACCCUGUCCUGCAAUUGAUGACAAAUUGGAUCAAACGGUGAUCAUUUCACCAGACUUGGCCCAGACAACCAAUAUCUAUAUCUAUCUAUCUCUCCAUCUCUCUCAUUUGGCUCACUUCAUUCACACUAGUUUUAUUCCACUUGCUCAUCAGACUCCAAAAAUGUGUGUGUGCGCGCGCGUGCAUCACUGCAUUCCAUUUUGAGUUUGCUAACAAUUUGUUUCGUGAAGUUUUUUUUUUUUUCAUUUGUAUGCCUCAUCUUGUUUUGGCUUUCCUUUUGUCAUUCUGUUACCUAUCUGUCCUGUCUCCAUAUGAAGCCCCCCCCCUCCCCCAAUUCAUCGGCCAUAGAUGUUUCACAAUACAGCAUCUCAACUUUAGUACUACGUGCACAAAUGUGUGUGUGUGUAUAUAUAUCAAUAUAUAUAUAUACACACACGCACGUGUGUGUAUAGAUAUAUUGAUAUAAACUGAAUUAUAGGUGGUCAUAUUACUAGCACUAUAGCAUAGUACUGUUGCUAGUAAUAGUACUAUAUAUACAUAUACUAUAUAUAUAUAGUUAUUAUAUAUAUAUAUGUAUAGACCCAUAUGUCAGAUCUCACAUCUGUUCAGUAAUCUAAUGCAUUCUUAAAAUUGUCUUGAUUCAAUAUGUAAUACUAAACAGAAAAUAAUGUACUCCAUGACUAUAAAAUGAAAAGGUUCUUCUGUGAUUCUUGUUCAGAUGCAUUGUAAAGACUACACAAUUAUUUAUUCUACAUUUGGGGGGAUUUGACAGUUACAUGAGAUCUGUUUGCAAACUGUUGUGUAUGGUGGUAACCUAAGUGCAGAAUUUCAUAUAAAUACAAUGUUCUCUUGUUUUCAUAAUAAAGGCAACUGAAUUCAGUUUGAAAGAC